Messenger RNA from Pan troglodytes (chimpanzee), 2914 nucleotides. It is a transcript of the gene NRROS, whose product is annotated as negative regulator of reactive oxygen species. The record is from RefSeq and is a predicted model, not a curated record. The transcript is spliced from 3 exons. Lineage: Eukaryota; Metazoa; Chordata; Mammalia; Primates; Hominidae. Bases 552 to 2630 code for a protein of 692 amino acids. Gene Ontology annotation, molecular function: protein binding.
AUGUGCUGAGGCUGGAGAAGUGGGGGCUGGAGAACUGGAGAAGUGGGGGCUAGGAGAACUGGGGACUGGAAAGGGGGGGCUGGGAGAAGUGGGGGCUGGAGAAGUGGGGGCUGGAGAACUGGGGUCUGGAGAAGUGGGGGCUGAAGAAGUGGAGGCUGGAUAAGUCGGGGCUGGAGAAGUGGGGACUGGGAGAAGUGGGGGCUAGAGAAGUGGGGGCUGGGAGAAGUGGGGUCUGGAGAAGUGGGGGCUAGAGAAGUGGGGGCUGGAGAAGUGGGGGCUGGAGAAGUGGGGGCUGGAGAAGUGGGGACUGGAGAAGUGGGGGCUGGAGAAGUGGAGGCUGGAGAAGUGGGGGCUGGAGAAGUGGGGACUGGAGAAGUGGGGGCUGGAGAAGUGGGGGCUGGGAGAAGUGGGGGAGGCUCUAUCUAGCUCACUGCUCUGCCACCAAGGUGAAGGGCCUGUCUGUGACCAGCGGCUGAGAGCCCACAGCACAGCGGAGAACCCCAGAGGCAGGAGCGAGAGGACCAUGAUUUUGCCCGGGGGCUGCCCUUGAGAUGGAGUUGCUGCCUCUUUGGCUCUGCCUGGGUUUUCACUUCCUGACCAUGGGCUGGAGGAACAGAAGCGGAACAGCCACAGCAGCCUCCCAAGGAGUCUGCAAGUUGGUGGGUGGAGCCGCUGACUGCCGAGGGCAGAGCCUUGCUUCGGUGCCCAGCAGCCUCCCGCCCCACGCCCGGAUGCUCAUCCUGGAUGCCAACCCUCUGAAGACCCUGUGGAAUCACUCCCUGCAGCCUUACCCUCUCCUGGAGAGCCUCAGCCUGCACAGCUGCCACCUGGAACGCAUCAGCCGCGGCGCCUUCCAGGAGCAAGGCCACCUGCGCAGCCUGGUCCUGGGGGACAACCGCCUCUCGGAGAACUACAGAGAGACGGCAGCCGCCCUCCACGCCCUGCGGGGCCUGCGGAGGCUGGACUUGUCGGGAAACUCCCUGACGGAGGACAUGGCAGCCCUCAUGCUCCAGAACCUCUCCUCGCUGCGCUCCGUGUCCCUGGCGGGGAACACCAUCAUGCGGCUGGACGACUCCGCCUUCGAGGGCCUGGAGCGCCUCCGGGAGCUGGAUCUGCAGAGGAACUACAUCUUCGAGAUCGAGGGCGGCGCUUUUGACGGCCUGCCUGAGCUGAGGCACCUCAACCUGGCCUUCAACAACCUCCCCUGCAUCGUGGACUUCGGGCUCACGCAGCUGCGGGUCCUCAACGUCAGCUACAACGUCCUGGAGUGGUUCCUCGCGGCCGGGGCAGAGGCUGCCUUCGAACUGGAGACGCUGGACCUGUCUCACAACCAGCUGCUGUUUUUCCCGCUGCUGCCCCAGCACAGCAAGUUGCGUACCCUCCUGCUGCGCGACAACAACAUGGGCUUCUACCGGGACCUGUACAACACCUCGUCGCCGAGGGAGAUGGUGGCCCAGUUCCUCCUCGUGGACGGCAACGUGACCAACAUCACCACCGUCAACCUCUGGGAAGAGUUUUCCUCCAGCGACCUCGCAGAUCUCCGCUUCCUGGACAUGAGCCAGAACCAGUUCCAGUACCUGCCAGACGGCUUCCUGAGGAAAAUGCCUUCCCUCUCCCACCUGAACCUCAACCAGAAUUGCCUGAUGACGCUCCACAUUCGGGAGCACGAGCCCCCCGGAGCGCUCACCGAGCUGGACCUGAGCCACAACCAGCUGUCGGAGCUGCACCUGGCUCCGGGGCCGGCCAGCUGCCUGGGCAGCCUGCGCUUGUUCAACCUGAGCUCCAACCAGCUCCUGGGCGUCCCCCCUGGCCUCUUCGCCAAUGCUAGGAACAUCACUACACUUGACAUGAGCCACAAUCAGAUCUCACUUUGUCCCCUGCCAGCUGCCUCGGACCGGGUGGGCCCCCCUAGCUGUGUGGAUUUCAGGAAUAUGGCAUCUUUAAGGAGCCUGUCUCUGGAGGGCUGUGGGCUGGGGGCAUUGCCAGACUGCCCAUUCCAAGGGACCUCCCUGACCUACUUAGACCUCUCAAGCAACUGGGGGGUUCUGAAUGGCAGCCUCACCCCACUCCAGGAUGUUGCCCCCAUGUUACAGGUCCUGUCUCUCAGGAACAUGGGCCUCCACUCCAGCUUUAUGGCGUUGGACUUCUCUGGGUUUGGGAAUCUCAGGGACUUAGAUCUGUCGGGGAACUGCUUGACCACCUUCCCAAGGUUUGGGGGCAGCCUGGCCCUGGAGACCCUGGAUCUCCGUAGAAACUCGCUCACAGCCCUUCCCCAGAAGGCUGUGUCUGAGCAGCUCUCGAGAGGUCUGCGGACCAUCUACCUCAGUCAGAAUCCGUAUGACUGCUGUGGGGUGGACGGCUGGGGGGCCCUGCAGCAUGGGCAGACGGUGGCCGACUGGGCCAUGGUCACCUGCAACCUCUCCUCCAAGAUCAUCCGCGUGACGGAGCUGCCCGGAGGUGUGCCUCGGGACUGCAAGUGGGAGCGGCUGGACCUGGGCCUGCUCUACCUCGUGCUCAUCCUCCCCAGCUGCCUCACCCUGCUGGUGGCCUGCACUGUCAUCGUCCUCACUUUUAAGAAGCCUCUGCUUCAGGUCAUCAAGAGCCGCUGCCACUGGUCCUCGGUUUACUGACCUGGCUGUGUGCCAAGACUCGAAAUUCGGUCCGCACACAACAGGACACUUUCUCUGCCGGCUUUCAAGAUGUGAUGCAGAGGCCAAGUCUGACGAAUUGAAGUUUCAAUUAAAAUUUAACAUGUUUCCAUUCCUCAUCGCCCACCCCCCACCCCCACCCCCACCACCGCCCAAGUUCUUUUUCCAUCAUUAUAAUUCAUCCUCAUUAUCUUGGUAAAAUAUUUAUUAAGUGACUUUUUUAGAAAUAAAAGGCAACGUGUCUCAUAAAUAUUUUUUAAAUUAAA